AUGGCGAGAGCUGUACGUUCGUGCGACGAGUGCGAAAGUGGUGCAAUGCAAUCGGGCAAGACGCCCUUCAAGGUGCAAGCGAGUGAAUCGAAUUACUGCCAGUGUAUUAGCUCCUGUCACAGUCGCACGGGGCUGCUGGUCUUCAACCAGAUGUGCAUCGGAGAAAACGUUGACGUACACUAUCACGAAGAGCUCACCACGUUCUUUUGA
Messenger RNA from Peronospora matthiolae, 210 nucleotides. The record is from the annotation of a GenBank genome assembly. Lineage: Eukaryota; Oomycota; Peronosporomycetes; Peronosporales; Peronosporaceae.